AAAACGCGGACCUCUCUUCCCCACGCCGGGGAUCGGCUGGGGCUGCCGCCAGACAAGUUCGCCCUAGGACGGGCGCUGCGGGCCGAGAUGCUCCUCCGGGACCUGGUGCUGCGCCGCGGCUGCUGCUGGCCCUCGCUGCUGCUGCACUGCGCUCUUCACCCGCUCUGGGGCUUCGUGCAGGUGACGCACGGGGAACCCCAGAAGUCCUGCUCCAAGGUGACCGACAGCUGCCGACACGUCUGCCAGUGCCGGCCUCCACCCCCGCUGCCCCCACCACCCCCGCCCCCGCCACCUCCCAGGCUGCUCUCCGCCCCAGCUCCCAACUCUACCUCUUGCCCUGCUGAGGAAAGCUGGUGGUCAGGGCUGGUGAUCAUCAUUGCCGUAUGUUGUGCCUCCCUGGUGUUUCUGACUGUACUUGUUAUCAUUUGUUACAAAGCCAUAAAAAGGAAACCACUGAGAAAAGAUGAAAAUGGCACCAGUGUUUCUGAGUAUCCCAUGAGCUCUUCACAGAGCAACAAGGGGGUAGACGUGAACAAUGCAGUAGUGUGAGUCUGCAAGCCUUGGACCUGCUGGCCAGAGGGACACCUUGGUGGCAUAGAGGACAUGGGAAAGCAGGAGGACAUGAGCUGACACUGGGCUUGUCCAGGACUUCAUUGCCUUGCAGGCCUCGAGACUCCUGAAGGGGAGACCAUCCUCUUCCCGGGCUUGCCUCCAG
Messenger RNA from Otolemur garnettii (small-eared galago), 715 nucleotides. It is a transcript of the gene PRIMA1, whose product is annotated as proline rich membrane anchor 1. The transcript is spliced from 5 exons. The record is from RefSeq and is a predicted model, not a curated record. Bases 88 to 549 code for a protein of 153 amino acids. Lineage: Eukaryota; Metazoa; Chordata; Mammalia; Primates; Galagidae.